Molecule: messenger RNA, 582 nt
Organism: Closterium sp. NIES-65
Lineage: Eukaryota; Viridiplantae; Streptophyta; Zygnematophyceae; Desmidiales; Closteriaceae
Source: the annotation of a GenBank genome assembly
AUGCCCACGCUAUCGCUGUCUCCCGUGGCACUCCCCUCCCCUCUUUCUUUAAGGGGUGUUCUCCCUCCCUUCUUAUGCCCUCUGUUGCUUCUGCUGCUGAUGUUCACUUCCUUCGCACUGAGGAGGAGGUCGGUGCUGCGAGUGCUCCUGGUGGGAGGCGCCGUGGCGGCAAGGGUGGGCGUGGUAAGGGUGGGGGCGGUGGGAGUGCUGGGGGUGGCGGUGGUGGGGUUGGUGGCGAGGGUAGUGGCAGUGGUGGUGGUGGGGGUGGAGGAGGUGACGGCGGUGGUGGAGGUGGCGGGGGUGGUGGAGGUAGUGGGGUUGGUGGGGGUGGUGGAAGGGGUGGGGGUGGCAGUUGGGGUGGAGGCUCAAGUUCGGCUAACCGUACAGCUACGUCUGGUUGUGCAGCGGGUGGAAGUGGAGGUUCUAGGGGUGGACAGCAGCAGCGCUCGCUUUGGCAAGGUUGCUGGUCGCUUUGGCAAGACUCCACCGACCCAGCUGAGCGGGGGUGACCUUGCUACUGACAACACUGCGGCCUCUCGCCACUCCCCGCACUUGGAGACCCCUCUUGGUUUUUCUCCUUAG